Messenger RNA from Biomphalaria glabrata, 4203 nucleotides. RefSeq lists its product as uncharacterized. NCBI's taxonomy places the organism in Eukaryota, Metazoa, Mollusca, Gastropoda, Planorbidae. Gene Ontology annotation, molecular function: mannosyltransferase activity; protein binding. The coding region runs from base 1396 to 3723 and encodes 775 amino acids. Gene Ontology annotation, cellular component: endoplasmic reticulum membrane. The record is from RefSeq and is a predicted model, not a curated record. The transcript is spliced from 6 exons.
AUUAAAAAAAAAAGAGGAAGAUCAAGAAAUGUUUGGAAACAAACAAAAAUGAAGAUUGAAGAUCUAAAUCAAAGACGUAAUAUUAAAGCUGUGAGCUGGUUUCUAAUAUUUAGUGAAGAACUCAAUCUGGCCAUUCAUUUACUGGAGCUCAGGGUCCUGGAUAUGAUUAAUUAACGGGUUCGCAAGUUGUAGUCUCCGCGCUAAUGUGUUGGAACAAGUACAAGAUGGCUGCCUGAUUGUGUAGUAUGCGCUUCGGAAUGUCGAAGCCCGCUAUCAUCCACUGCACCAGUUUUCGGCUUCAUUUCAGAGAGAGCGUUCUAAUCAAAUGAAUCUGUUAUAAGUGUUGUUCUUAUCUUAUAAAUACGGACGUUGCUUGAAAGGAGAAGAGGAUGACGUUCAUUGUUUUCGUCCAUUUCUUCUUCUUCCUCGUUCUCAUUAUUAUGUUGGAGUAUUCAGGUGACUUGGCAAAUACAUGAGAUGAACUGCGAGGUGGUUUUCAAAUCAUUCGGCUCUCCAUACACCUUUCUUUCUAUUGGGGUGUUUUGAGCCAGUGUCUUGUUCGGGCCUCUUGAAAAUGAAUGACAUGUAGUGCAUGUACUGCUGUCACCCUUUGUGUGCUCUAUGUGAUGCUUAUUUAACGUUUAAGUAUCUGUUUCAUUUCAGGUGCUGGGUUAGUUUCAUAUAAAAAUAAACCAAAUCUAUUUACAGAUUUCCUUAUUUAUAUACAAGCUACACUUCUUGCUGUUAAGAAGAUGAUAGCUCCACGAUCCUUAAGAAUGUCUUUAAGUCCGCGGAUGACUAACUUAGCCUGAAGCAAAUCCAACACAGCUAACGAAACGAAAUGGCAGAUAAGUAAGGGGGAUAAUCGUGUCAUGUUUCUUAAACCACAAGCGCACAAAGCACAAUACGUUGUCUACAAGAUUCAUGAGUUAUGGCCCUUGGGUAGGAUCUAUAAUAUAUAUAUAUAGAAAAAAAAUAGCAUUAAGUCCUGUGGAGCUAGACUAGACAUUUAAGAAUAAAAUCACUCUAUUGUAAGUAGGUCAUGUUUUCCUCUCAACUCACCACUAACCAGGACACUAUCACUUUUGUUAUCUGAGCAUUACUUUUUUAUUUACGAGUUUUAAAAUUCUCAUAUUGUCAUUGAAACCUAUAGUAGAUGUAUACAAGUCAAUUAUUUCAAAUUUCGCUACUACAGAAAAGGUAAGGACCAAUAGCUGACGGCCAAUAUUCGAUCGGUUGACAUGUAUUGAACAGUUCACUGACAAAAAAGCGCUGACUUGGCAUGUCGUUCAAAGAUUGGAUUUGUUUAAGAACCUUGUUCAUUUGAAGUGUAUAUUUCUUAUCCAGUUAGAGAACGACCAUUGAAGGUCGCAUCUCAUUACAAGCUGUGGAAUUAUGGGAAAACUAAGAAAUAGAACUCGCCCUUCAAAGCUAACCAAUGACUUGAAAAUAAAGCAUGGCUAUGAAAGUGGGGAGCAGAUGAUGAAGGUUAAACAAGUGACCAGAGCAGAGGACGCUAGGUUGACAAAAUCUCAACUCGACAUAUUUCCUUCUUUCACCCCGGUCCUGGUAACGACCUUGACAUUGAUAUUUCGUACAUGGCAUGUGUUACAACCAAGAAACUGGUGGAUGGUUCACCCCGAUGAAGUGUAUCAAUCUGUUGAAGUUGCACACUUGCACCUCUAUGGCUACGGGUUCAGAUCUCACGAGUACUCCCCGCCCGACCCGCCACUCCCGCUGACCAAGUACAAAGAGGUGGAACUGAAGGCGGUCAUGUAUGGUCUGAGCUCGCCCCUGUAUCCCCAUUUCUACGUCACAGUUGGGUGGCUAGUUUCACUAACAGGAUAUAGCUUCUCUCCCUAUGUACUAUGGCGCGUGUCUCAUGUCGUCGUGUCGUCAACUCUGCCUCUAGUUCUGUACCACUAUGUCUGCACUCUACAGACGUCUCAUACGGCUGGAUGCAUGGCGGCCAUCAUGGCGGCCACUUCCGUUCACCUGAAUGUCCUUGGUACUCAUUGCCUGGUGCAUUCAUUUUUAGCACCGUUCACUUUCUUCUCCUUACUUCUGCUCAUCGGGAAUUCCCAGAUAAGUCAGUGUGACGGUGCAAGUAAUAACUUUGACAGAGGGUCUUCACUAGUUGAAAGUUCCAGAAGAUCUGAUGACGAAGAAUUAUCGCGCAGUAAAAAGAUUGCACCGGACAUAAAUGGCAAUCCAAUUAAGACUGACCCAAACAACGCUUUCCAAUUCAAACAAAAAUGUAAUAGAAACAUUAGAACUUCUUACAAUACAAGAAAGACGGUUUGGUUGCAUUGGCAAAUUUUCUGUGCAAGUUUCAUCAUGGGACUUACCAUCUACAUCCGCCCAGACGCCGUGUUGGUGUUUACUUUACACUUUCUUGUGUUAAAAAGUCUUCGUCGCUAUGUGUUCAGUACUAGAGUGAUCUCUCUUGCCUUUGGUCUUUUUUUCGCAACAACAGUAGGCAUUUUAGCAGACUUCUGCUUUUACAGCAUCGGAGUAAUCAGCCCUUGGAACUGGUUUCAUUAUAAUGUGUUCAAAAAAUUGUCUUUGAACAUUUUCAGCCAAUCCAACGCAACCGUGUUCUUGGAGAUGACCAAUACCAAUGGCAUCGGUUUUCUGUUGGCCGUCUCCUUUAUUGUUGAGAUCUCCAUGCACAUUUCCGGCUCAGCAGACGUGAGCACAAAGAAAGCAGACAAGGGGGAGAUGCAAAAAGCGUUUAACGCGCGAGCUUCCAAAGUGACGUCAUUCCAAUCUUUUCUGAUAUGGACAAUUUUGUUUAUCGCCUAUUUGGUUUGCGGUCAUAAGGAAAUCCGUUUCUUCCACGAUGUGUUCGUUUUUAUUUUCGUUUUUGUUUCUAAAACUUUUGUGAAAGUCAAAAUAUUCAUAAAGAAUGAUCUCGUAAAGUUCUGUGGGAUUGUGUCAGUAUUAGCAAUAUUCUCUCUCAAUCAGUGGAUAGUCCUUCCUACAAACGGAGGUCGGAACAGCAGUCGCUGGGUUUAUCAGAAAACAGAGGAUGUCCAGGAUAUCAACACUUGCCUCCACUACGUGGCGUUGCAAACAGACGUGACGGGGGUGUUCUGUGAUUGUAACCUCCAUAUGACUGGUGGAUAUACACUCCUGCAUCAGGACGUCACGUUCAUGGCGCUCCUCAAGGGAGGCUACUACGAGUAUGGGCCCAGGUCUAGGAGCAAGGAGAACAGCUGGGCGGGGCGAGAUCUGUCCGUCGUCGAGUUCACGCGGGCCUCCAACUACGUGGCGGAGCAGAACGCCCUGGCCACAGCGAGGGUCAUCAUAGAGAGGAGAAAUUAUAAUUACGUCAUCGUACGGACGGACAGACCAUUCCUUCCGGUUGGCUUUCGGGAAGUAUUUUCAGCAGGCAAUAGACGCGUUUUACAACGAUCUUUUGAUGAAAUGUCGGAGCGAAAACUGCAAGAUUUUUUGGACAGGAUACCUCUGGGUACUAAUGCUACAGUUAUGCUUCACGAAGGCGACGUGUUGUACUAUAUGAACCAGUAUGCCGAGGCGUCCUUCAGGUUUCAGCAUGCCCUUCGUUUAAACUCUCGUCUGCUCGAGGCUUAUCUCCCUUUACAAAACUGUUACCACAAACUAAAUAACCUGGCAGCUGCUCAUCAGGUUCUUUCACAGUGCCACUCCAUGUUUAGCGCAAGAGAGUGCACGACACCAAGAAAGAUAACCCAACUCUAACAGACGGACAUUCCUACCUUUAAGUUACCGUUCCUGCACAGGGGACAGAACUCACUAAAUUUUGAACUUUCAAAUAACUUUUUGAUAAAAACUAUUUUUGUUUACGCAUGUUAAUAUCUAUAUAUUUCAUGGACAAACAAAUAAAAAUGUAAAUGCUAAAUUGUUGUACUGAAGUGAAAGUGCUUGGAUGAUUCAUUAACUCUCACUCGUUGUUUGGACAACCCGCUGGGCAAUGAAAAGUUUGCUGUCAAGUUUCAAAGGAGAAUCUAAUAAAUAUUUAGUUCAAGGGCUGUAAGUUGCACGCCUGCAAACGUGGUAUUGUUUGAAGAAAUUGAUUGGAUGAACAAAUCUAGAAAACAGAUAACUGUUAAAUAUAUCUCUAUAAUGAACUGUGAAUUGUAUGUCUGAUUGUGUGACCUUUAAUCUGAUCAGUAAACUGCCUUAUUCUGAAGUAAGCAUCGUGUCAUCUCUGUAAUGAAC